Myotis lucifugus (little brown bat) is the source of this 1596-nucleotide messenger RNA. RefSeq names its product zinc finger CCCH-type, RNA binding motif and serine/arginine rich 2 (gene ZRSR2). The record is from RefSeq and is a predicted model, not a curated record. NCBI's taxonomy places the organism in Eukaryota, Metazoa, Chordata, Mammalia, Chiroptera, Vespertilionidae. The transcript is spliced from 12 exons. Gene Ontology annotation, biological process: mRNA splicing, via spliceosome. Gene Ontology annotation, cellular component: spliceosomal complex; U2AF complex. Gene Ontology annotation, molecular function: pre-mRNA 3'-splice site binding; metal ion binding. Bases 1 to 1578 code for a protein of 525 amino acids.
AUGGCCGUCUAUGAAUCAAUAACGAGAGAAAAAAGGCGGGCCCCGUGGUUUCCUUUCGGGGGCCCCGCCAACUGCGCCCCUCGCCGGGAGCCCCCCCUUUCCCGGCAGGCUCUUGUGGGCGUGGCGGCGCCGGCAACAUGGCGGCGCCCCAGACGGCGAUGCUUCCCGGACAAACUAAGCCACAAAAAGUACAGGGCCGCCCUGAAGAAGGAGAAACGGAAGAAACGCCGUCAGGAACUCGCUCGAUUGAGAGACUCAGGACUCUCACAGAAGAAGCAGGAGGAAGAGGAGGAAUCUUUUAUUGAACAACAAGAAGAGAAGCUGUUGGAGAUAGAGAGGCAAAAAUUACAUGAGGAGUGGUUGCUGCGGGAGCAGAAGGCACAAGAAGAAUUCAGAAUAAAGAAAGAAAAGGAAGAGGCAGCUAGAAAACGGCAGGAAGAACAGGAGAGAAAGUUAAAGGAAGAAUGGGAAGAACAGCAGAGAAAAGAGAAAGAAGAGGAGGAGCAGAAGCUACAAGAGAAGAGAGAAAGAGAGGAGGCUGUGCAGAAGAUGCUGGAGCGGGCUGAAAAUGAGUUGGAAAAUAGUGCCACAUGGCAAAACCCAGAACCACCCACGGAUGUAAGAAUAAUGGAGAAAGAUCGAGCUAACUGUCCAUUCUACAGUAAAACGGGAGCUUGCAGAUUUGGAGAUAGGUGUUCACGUAAACACAAUUUCCCAACAUCGAGCCCCACCCUUCUUAUUAGAAGCAUGUUUACAACAUUUGGAAUGGAGCAGUGCAGAAGGGAUGACUAUGACCCCGACGCCAGCCUGGAGUACAGCGAAGAGGAGACCUACCAGCAGUUCCUGGACUUCUAUGAGGACGUGCUCCCUGAGUUCAAGAACGUGGGGAAGGUGAUCCAGUUCAAGGUCAGCUGCAACUUAGAACCUCAUCUGAGGGGCAAUGUGUAUGUUCAAUACCAAUCGGAAGAAGAAUGCCAAGCAGCCUUUUCUCUGUUUAACGGAAGAUGGUAUGCAGGACGACAGCUUCAGUGUGAAUUCUGCCCAGUGACCCGGUGGAAAAUGGCAAUUUGUGGUUUAUAUGAAAUGCAGCAAUGCCCAAGAGGAAAACACUGCAACUUUCUUCACGUGUUCAGAAAUCCCAACAAUGAAUUUUGGGAAGCUAAUAGGGACAUCCACCUGUCUCCAGAUCGGUCUAGCUCUUCCUUUGGUAGGAACUCAGAGAGGAGAGAGAGAAUGGGCCACCAUGAUGAGUACUAUGGCAGGCCCAGGAGGAGAAGAAGCCCCAGUCCGGCCCGUUUCUAUAAAAGAAAUGGAGAAUCUGAGAGGAAAAGAAGAAGUACCCACAGGGAUAAGAAGUCUCACAGACACACAGCAAAAAGUCGAGAAAGAAACAGUUCACGAAGUAGAGAAAGAAAAAGGGACCGCAGUCGGGGCCGGAGCAGCCGGAGCAAGAGCCACCGGAGCCGAAGCAGGAGCCGGAGCCGGAGUCGGAGUCCAAGCCCUUCUAAGUUCAGAAAUUAUAGUGGGAGAAGGUCAGGUAGUAGAGACAGAACUAUUCAUAGUCCCAAAUCCAAAUAAACUGAUUGUGUUUUUAAA